Messenger RNA from Dermacentor silvarum, 888 nucleotides. RefSeq names its product acetylcholinesterase-1-like. Bases 1 to 555 code for a protein of 184 amino acids. Gene Ontology annotation, cellular component: plasma membrane. Gene Ontology annotation, molecular function: acetylcholinesterase activity. NCBI's taxonomy places the organism in Eukaryota, Metazoa, Arthropoda, Arachnida, Ixodida, Ixodidae. Gene Ontology annotation, biological process: choline metabolic process; acetylcholine catabolic process. The record is from RefSeq and is a predicted model, not a curated record. The transcript has 3 exons.
AUGCUCCAGGCAUCUCUGGAAAAGGACGCCGUGCAUGUGCUUCGGUGGCUGGGCGUGCCCGAUCCUGAGCAGGUGGUGGCCGCGUACGCCAACACCGCGUCCCAACUUGACAUGGCGUGGAUUCAGAGUGUGUUCGGCAGCGUGCUCAGUGCUUGCCCGGUACACUACUUCACCCAGAACUUGGCCCGCAAUGGGGCAAAUGCCGUCUACGCCUACAUCAUCAACCACACGCUCUUCUACGAACGAUGGGUCGCCGAGCACGACCAUGACGAGGACGAGCCCGAAGCACGUUUCGAAGAUCUGGGGUACAUUUUCGGGCUUCCGCUGAAGAGCCAGUACUCGGCACCAAAGGAGGAGGAGGCCUACAGUCGCAGCCUUAUUGAAAUCUGGGCGAAUUUCUCCAAAUCCGGGCAGCUGUACACGAUUCAAGGACAAGCAUGGCCAACGUUCCAUCUUGAGAACCAGACCACCGUCGAGCUGGCAUGGCCUGAGCCCGUCGUGUCUCAAGAUGCUUGGAGAGCAGAGUGCGAAUCACUUCGAAAGCACCUCGUAUGAGAUGCUUGGACUAUGCCUGGACGAGCUUAUCUUUUAAUUAGCACUGUGGAUCUGCGACCAGUACGCGGACUUGAUUAGAGCACAGACUAUAACCGCGGCUAAGAUCACCGCGGAACCACUGAGCUGUGCUUAUAUGAGCUAUUUUAUUGUGUCGUAUCCGUAUGCUACUGCAUGUUAUAUUAUUUACUGCACUACCAGUGUACUGCACAUCAUUUUAUAGUAUUGUAUAGCACUGUAUAGCAUUUUUUUUCUGUUGCAUAGUAUUCAUACUCAGCUCUGUUGUGCUUCACUGGUCGCUUGAACUACCUGAGCAUGUCGUUUGCGACUGACUAG